Molecule: messenger RNA, 2063 nt
Organism: Talpa occidentalis (Iberian mole)
Lineage: Eukaryota; Metazoa; Chordata; Mammalia; Eulipotyphla; Talpidae
Gene: DRD2
Product: dopamine receptor D2
Exons: 10
Coding region: 327-1658 (443 amino acids)
Biological process (GO): adenylate cyclase-inhibiting dopamine receptor signaling pathway; adenylate cyclase-activating adrenergic receptor signaling pathway
Cellular component (GO): glutamatergic synapse; presynaptic membrane
Molecular function (GO): dopamine neurotransmitter receptor activity, coupled via Gi/Go; G protein-coupled receptor activity
Source: RefSeq, a predicted model, not a curated record
GCCUACUGGUAAUUUGUACCCAAAGUCACCUCAGGGACCCCUUAUUCCUGAGAAAAGAAAGAAAAAGAAUUUCAUGAAAAAAGAAAAUAUUUUAACCACAACCAAAGGUGUCACAAAAUAGAUGCAUUAGCCAACACCCGAGAGAGGCACACGGCAGAGGAGCGCCACUGCACAUUUGUAUGGACCAGUUCUGCAGCACCUGUGAGAAUAGACCCAGAGUAAAUGCCGUCUGCCCACUACUGUACCAGAGCCUGUUCGGAGGGAAUUACUUGUAGCAGUGCCAACACAGUGAGAGGGCCCGGUCGCCCAGUGGCCACGCCGCCCCGAUGGAGCCGCUGAACAUGUCCUCGUACGAAGACGACCUGGAGAGCCAGAACUGGACCCGGCCCUUCAACGGGUCCGAGGGCAAGGCUGACAGGCCCCACUACAACUACUACGCCAUGCUGCUCACCCUGCUCAUCUUCGUCAUCGUCUUCGGCAACGUGCUGGUGUGCAUGGCCGUGUCCCGCGAGAAGGCGCUGCAGACCACCACCAACUACCUGAUCGUCAGCCUGGCCGUGGCCGACCUCCUCGUCGCCACGCUGGUCAUGCCCUGGGUCGUCUACCUGGAGGUGGUGGGCGAGUGGAAGUUCACCAGGGUUCACUGUGACAUCUUUGUCACCCUGGACGUCAUGAUGUGCACGGCCAGCAUCCUCAACCUGUGUGCCAUCAGCAUCGACAGGUACACGGCAGUGGCCAUGCCCAUGCUCUACAACACGCGCUACAGCUCCAAGCGCCGGGUCACCGUCAUGAUCGCCAUCGUCUGGGUCCUGUCCUUCACCAUCUCCUGCCCGCUGCUCUUCGGACUGAACAACACAGCCCAGAACGAGUGCAUCAUCGCCAACCCGGCCUUCGUGGUCUACUCCUCCAUCGUCUCCUUCUACGUGCCCUUCAUCGUCACCCUGCUGGUCUACAUCAAGAUCUACAUGGUCCUGCGCAAGCGCCGCAAGCGGGUCAACACCAAGCGCAGCAGCCGUGCGUUCAGGGCCAACCUGAAGGCUCCACUCAAGGGCAACUGCACCCACCCUGAGGACAUGAAACUCUGCGCCGUUAUCAUGAAGUCUAAUGGGAGUUUCCCAGUGAACAGGCGGAGAGCGGAGGCUGCCCGCCGAGCCCAGGAGCUGGAGCUGGAGAUGUUGUCCAGCACCAGCCCGCCCGAGAGGACCCGGUACAGCCCCAUCCCGCCCAGCCACCACCAGCUGACCCUCCCCGACCCGUCCCACCACGGCCUCCACAGCACUCCCGACAGCCCCGCCAAGCCAGAGAAGAAUGGGCAUGCCAGAGACCACGCCAGGAUUGCCAAGUUCUUUGAGAUCCAGACCCUGCCCAAUGGUAAAACCCGGACCUCGCUGAAGUCCCUGAGCCGCAGGAAGCUCUCCCAGCAGAAGGAGAAGAAAGCCACCCAGAUGCUCGCCAUUGUCCUUGGCGUGUUCAUCAUCUGCUGGCUGCCCUUCUUCAUCACCCACAUCCUGAACAUACACUGUGACUGCAACAUCCCGCCCGUCCUGUACAGCGCCUUCACGUGGCUGGGCUACGUCAACAGCGCUGUGAACCCCAUCAUCUACACCACCUUCAACAUCGAGUUCCGCAAGGCCUUCCUGAAGAUCCUCCACUGCUGACCCUGCUGCCCACCUGCACAGCAGCCUGCUCCCACCUCCCUGCCCAGGCAGGCCUGGCCACGACCCCUGGAAGCCACGGGCAGGAGGGUAUGGGGUAGACUCAGUCUUCUCCUCGGCCCCGCAGGCCCUGCAGUGUUAGCUUGGCGCCAUGCCCCUCACUGCCUGCACAGCCCCUCUUGGCCAGGGGCGUGCGAGAGAGCUGGGCACCGUGCCAGCCCUCGGGCUGUAUCCCCUGGUUUGAGGGAAGCUCACAGGGCCCCCUCUCACCCUCCAGACUCCCUCUCCUUGGCACCAAAGAUGCAGCGGCCUUCCUUGAGCUGGCUCUGGGGUGGCGGGGGUCAAGUCGGCGCUCAGAGGUCAGGCUCUCUGUUGGACUUGGGCUGAUCUUCACAGUGUUGUGCUGGA